Molecule: messenger RNA, 2349 nt
Organism: Mesorhabditis belari
Lineage: Eukaryota; Metazoa; Nematoda; Chromadorea; Rhabditida; Rhabditidae
Source: the annotation of a GenBank genome assembly
AUGGAGUUCGGCCGUUUACGAGAAGUUGAAGAUUUCGAUUACGGUGCUUUGCCGGACGACGAUGAAAAUGGCGAAGGAGAAGAGAUCGAUGCGAUCAAUGACGAGACGUUUGGAGCCGAUGUCGCCACCGUUCACGCCUCUGAUCUUGGGGAUUAUGCUGCGCAGACGGCAUCAUUACGGUUAGAAGACUGGGAUCAACCGGGGUGCUCGAACGAACAGGCACCCGAUGCUUCACAAGUUCCACUGCCCGUUUUUCCAUCUUUCGGAUUCAACAUGGAUUCUCCACUAUUUGCUCCAACGUUCAAUUCAUUGGAUAAGAUUCCUUCGAUGUGGGACUCGAGUUCAAAUGGUCUGUUCAAUAUGUGGGGAGACACGACCAAGAGAGAUGAAUACGAUCGAUUGAAGGAGUCAUUUGAUGCUUUGGAUACAUACGAGGAUCUCUUCCCAUCUGCUUCAGCGGUGCGAAAGAACUUUCUCGUCCCACAAGCCGGUCCCGCUCUCAGCUCCCUAAAUUGGAAGCAGCCUAAAAAGUCGAUGGCUCCCGGGACCACCUCCUAUGCCAUUCGAAUCUUGCAACGACCAAAGGAGGAAAAUCUACCCCUUGCUUUACCCAAAGUUCCUGCAUUACCACCCGGAGCCUUGAGUGCCGAAGAAUUGGAACGUUCUCUGAUAAAUCAAUCCGCACAAAAGCAGCAAAAUAUCGAUGGAGCUCCAAUGGGAAAUAUUGCCAAAGCGCUUGCCCAAAUACAAGAUCAUCAAAAGAUGUCCGGUCAAUCGCCCGCACCUCGACCAAGCGACAAAUCGAUGCCACCUCCACAAAUGCAACAUCCCCGUGGCCCUUAUCAGAUGCCGCCAGGAAUGAUGAAUCGUCCACCAAUGCCACCCCAACUUCCACCGAUGUUGAUGCGUUUUGUCCCGGUUUGGAUGGAGUUUCUUUCAGGAAAGAUUCCAUAUUUGCCACCGGGUGUACCGCCAGUCCCACCGCCAGUUGGUCACUUCUUUCAACAAAUGCGACAGAUGGGUCCACCACCAAUGAUGGGUCCGCCAAACAACAUGGGAUUUCACGGGCCACGACCUCCACUCCACUCGCCAGCUCUUUCACAGAUGUCGGACAUACGCAAGCCUUCUAAUCGACGUGUUGCCCCUGGAAUGCCAUCUGGGAAAACGAUUGAAGAUUUUGCCUUCGAGCCAUUCGCCGGUUUUAUGUCUUGCAAAGAAAGGGAAUGGCUGGUGAAGAUUCAAAUUCUACAAUGCCAAGGUCAGGGCGAUCCGUAUGAAGAUGACUUUUAUUAUGCGAGUUGGAGAGAUAAACAGUUAGCAGCUGGAUGGAGGCCAUCGCCAAAGAAGGAAGAACAAUUGACUGAAAGAGAAGAACGAGGAAAAAAAUAUCGAGAACGAAAGGAUAGCGAAAGAGAAAGAGUUCGAGAUAGCGACCGGCAGUCGUCCAAUGGAACACCUCGAGAUCGUGACGAACGUGAGAAAAAGGAGACAACUCGUGUACCUUUCUUUGCCGGCUCUUUGGGAAAACCAGUUUCCUCUACUGUCUACAAUCCAAGACAUUUAAUCGACGUUUCCAAAGAAGAGGGUGCUGAAGAUGAGAAGAAAUCUGCCGCACAGGCAGCGGCUACACAGAAGAAAUUACGCACAAUGUUGCUCCGACUCGAAUCCGCGGCCGCUCAUUUGAUCCAUUGCAGAGAAAAACGACGUUUGGCCUUCACUUUGCCCACACAAGAAAGAGAGAUCCUCGAAAAUGAGGUUGGCACUGCGUUGCAGCUUGUAUAUCGCGAGCUUUUCUCACCAGAACACUUCACAAAAACGUUACAGAUUAGCAAGGGUCGAUUGAUUUUCAAGAAAUUCAUCGAAGCUUCUCCACCGAACGUCCGAGACAUUCUGAUCACUUCGCUUUUUGAUGCUAUUCCAACUUAUUCCAAGAGGACUUAUAAUGAUCUGACUGCCGAUUUGUGUCCAAUUGUCGAUAUGUUUUUGGCAUCACAAAAGUCGCGCGAUCAUCUCAUUUUCCUUGUCAAUCGUCUUGAUGCAUCCAAAAUACAAACAGCUGUAAACGAGAAGAAUACGUUUGCACGGGAUCUGUUGUGUACGUUGCUGCUCUGGUGUUCUCGUCAAAAAGCAGCUUCAAAUCAUGAGCUUUUUUUGUGGCUUCGUUCAAAGGAAUCGGUAUCGUGGGAUGGUCAGGGGUGGACACAUCUAUUGAAAACAUGGUCGUCAACACUUCAUUUGUCUACGGUAGACUUGCAAGACAUGAAGAAUUGGCUCAGCUAUCUUUCACUGGAUCCGAGAGCUCAAACAGUCGCUUCUUCACUUGCCGAAUCACUUUCGAAUAUUCAGCUC